AUGAUGAUUAAAUCUCUAAUUUGGAAUAUUAGGUCUGUUAAUACUCAACAGGCUUUCCAGAGACUGGUCAUGUUACAAAGGCGAUAUAAAUGUUCUAUUGUAGCUCUAAUGGAACCAUUUCAGAACUGUAGACAUUUGCACAAGUAUAGAAGAAGAUUGGGAAUGGAGACUGCUUUUGCUAACUCUAAUGGUAAAAUAUGGGUAUUUGCAGAAGCUGCAGUACAAUGUGAGGUUAUAAUGGACACAGAGCAACAAAUUACCUUGAAGUUGUUUCAUCAAGAUAUUGGCAAAGACAUUCUUGCUACUUUUGUUUAUGCCAAAUGCAAUGAAGGGGAAAGAUUGGAAUUAUGGGAUAACUUAUACCAUUUGGCAAAUUCCAUGGAUUUGCCUUGGAUGGUAGGAGGUGAUUUCAACGUGAUUUUAGCAGAAGAGGAAAAAUUGGGUGGAUUGCCAGUCACAUUGGCUGAGUGUGAAGACUUUGCUUUUUGUAUCAAUUCUUGUGGUUUAUUUGAUAUGGGCUUUAAAGGCAGUCCAUUCACUUGGUGGAAUGGCAGGGCAGCAGAGGAUUGUAUCUUCAAAAGGCUGGAUAGAAUUGUGGUGAAUAUCCUCUUCCAAAAUAUUUUUCCACAAAUAGAGGUUGAGCACCUGUCUAAAACAGGAUCUGAUCAUGCCCCAUUGAUCGUAUCUCUUGGAGAAGAUGCUGUCAUCUGUAUAAAACCUUUUAGAUUUCUUAACUUCUGGGUUCAGCAUGAAACUUUUAAGGAGGUGGUAGCACAGAAUUGGAUCACUCAUUUUGUAGAUUCUCCCUUCAUGGCUUUCAAACAGAAGUUAAAAAACUUAAAGGGUGCUUUAGCUAGAUGGAGCAAGGAAACAUAUGGAGAUAUAUUUAAGCAGCUAGCUAUAAGGGAGGAAGUGGUAAGAAUAAAAGAUGCUUUGUUUGAAGAAGAGCCUAACAUUAUUAACAGGAUUGUUCUUCAAAAGGCUCAAGCUGAAAUGAAAAAAUACUUAAGCCUUGAAGAACAAUAUUGGAAACAGAAAGCAGGGUUCAAGUGGUAUACUGAAGGGGAUAGAAACACCAGCUUCUAUCACAAUUAUGUCAACGGAAAGAGAAAGAGAUUGCAUGUGGCUGGCAUAGAUGAUGGAGAUGGGAACUGGUUGGAUAAUAUGGAGAAUAUAAAAGAAGAAUCAGUAAGGUUUUACCAGAACCAAUUUUCUCAGGAAGGAGACUCAAAUAACUUUGAGAUUCUGAAUCAUGUGCCUUCUAUGAUCUCUUAUGAGCAAAAUAUGUCAUUGUGUGCAUAUCCUUCAAAGGAAGAAGUCAAACAGGCAGUUUUUGCUCUAAGUGGAGAUAGUGCAAGUGGACCAGAUGGGUUUACAGGUUUGUUUUAUCAGAAUUGUUGGGAGAUUGUAGGGAAUGAUGUGCAUGCUGUAGUAUUAUCUUUUUUUGAUGGUGCUGAACUUCCUAAAUCAAUUACUCAUACUAAUUUGGUUCUCAUACCUAAAAAGCAUCCUGUUAAGACCUUUUCAGAUAUGAGACCAAUUAGUUUGUCUAACUUUAUCAAUAAGGUAAUAUCUAGAGUGGUGCAUGGAAGAAUGGAAAAGAUAUUAUCAUCUUUGAUCUCGCCAAAUCAGUCGGGCUUUGUGAAAGGGAGGAGUAUUUUUGAGAAUAUUCUAUUAACUCAGGAGAUUAUUUCAGAUAUUAGAAUCCGGGGGAAGCCUGCUAAUGUAGUGAUAAAAUUGGAUAUGGCUAAAGCAUAUGAUAGGGUGUCUUGGAAGUAUUUAUUUCAUGUGCUGAGAUCUAUGGGCUUUGCAGAACACUUUAUAAACUUAAUUGGGAGAUUAAUCUCCAACAAUUGGUACUCUGUGUUACUUAAUGGCCAAGCAACAGGUUUUUUCAAGUCUACAAGGGGGGUAAAGCAAGGGGACCCUCUAUCCCCUACUUUAUUCCUUCUCUCAGCCGAGGUUCUAUCAAGGGCUUUGAACUCUGUGCUUGAUGAUACCAAUUAUGUUGGGUAUGGAAUGCCUAAGUGGUCUAACCCUUUAAACCACUUGGCAUAUGCAGAUGACACAAUUAUUUUUGCAUCAGCUCACCCACAUUCUUUGCAGAGGAUUAUGGAAGUAUUGAAUCAAUAUGAGCAGAUCUCAGGACAGCUAAUUAAUAAGGAGAAAAGCUCGUUCUAUAUGUAUUCAAAGGUUGGGAAUGAUCUAAUUCAGUUAGUAGAAGAUAAUACUGGUUUCCAAAAAAGGCAAUUUCCUUUUACUUACCUAGGAUGUCCCAUUUUUCACACUAGAAAGAAGAAAGAGUUUUAUGUUGAGUUGAUCAAGAAGAUAAAGGAAAGACUGCAUUCAUGGAAGGGUAAGCUUUUAUCAUUUGGGGGUAAGGCAGUAUUAAUAAAAAGUGUAUUGCAAUCCAUGCCUUUACAUUUGUUAUCAGUAGUGGCCCCCCCUAAGUGUGUGUUGAAUGAGAUUCACAAAAUUUUUGCUAGAUUCUUUUGGAGUAAUAAGGAAGAAGGAAGGAGUAGGCAUUGGGUUAAAUGGAAGGAUAUUUGUUUGCCAAUCACAGAAGGAGGACUGGGAUUUAAGUCAUUAUUUGAUGUAUCCAAUGCAUUAUUUGCCAAACUGUGGUGGAAAUUCAGGACUACAAAUUCUCUAUGGGCAAAGUACAUGUGGAACAAAUAUUGCAAAAAGGAAAUUCCUACACUAGUACAAUGGAAAAGAGGAACACAGGUAUGGAAGAAAAUGCUUGAAGCUAGGGAUAGUAUGGAACAUGAAAUUUGGUGGGAAAUCAAAGGGGGUUCUGUUAAUAUUUGGUAUGAAAAUUGGACCAAGUUGGGAGCGUUGCAUUAUGUGGUUCCCACUGAUUUUCCUACUAAUGAGAAUUUAGAGGAUGUGGCUGAUUUAAUUGAAGAAGGGGACUGGAAAGAACCUUUAUUGCAACAAUCUUUUCCAGCAGACAUAGUUGAGCAUAUCAAAUCUGAUAUAUAUAUUGAGAAGCUUCAUGGUGUAUGGGACAGACCUUGGUGGAUGCCAACAAGCACAGGGAAGUUUACAGUUAAUAGUGCUUGGGAAAUCUUGAGGCAUAAGGGGCAAGAACUGAAUGAUUGCAAAUAUUUGUGGAUUAAAGGAAUACCUUUUAAGAUUUCUUUCUUUCUGUGGAGGCUAUGGAAAGGGGUGAUUCCUACUGAUGAUAACUUAAUGAGGAUAAGGAUUCCAGUGGUUUCAAGAUGCUACUGUUGCAGAAUUCCACAUCAAGAAACCAUGGAACACUUAUUCUUAACUAGUAACUUUGCUGCAGGAGUUUGGAACAUUUUUUUGGAUGCAGCAGGAGUACAAGUUACUAGAGUGCAACUUCAUCAAACAAUAAGAAAUCUGUGGGCAGUGGCGUGUGAUGAAAAUGUUAAACCCAUAAUUCAAGCAUUGCCAGCAAUAAUUACUUGGGAAUUGUGGAAAAGGAGAAAUACUAUAAAGCAUGGAGGGAAGAUUAGCUUUAAGAGGGUGGUGCAUGAAGUGAAUAAUAAUCUAUAUUUUUUAACAAGGGUGAGAUACCCUUGGUUAGAAAAUUUACCUUUCUUAUGGCCUGAUCUUAUAUAUGGUCUGGAAAACAUUCAACCUCAUACCAUUACUAAGGUUGUUCAAUGGCAAUUACCUUAUGAUAGAUGGUUUAAAUGCAAUACAGAUGGGGCAUCUAGGGGGAACCCAGGUCCUAGUUCCUAUGGUUUUUGUGUGAGGAAUUGGAAAGGGGAUUUGAUAUAUGCUCAAUGUGCUGAGAUGGGGAACAGUACUAAUGUUGAAGCUGAAGCAAAAGCUAUAUUGGAGGGUCUAAAAUAUUGUGUAGAAAAGGAGAUUCAACCACUAGUUGUGGAGACUGAUUCAUUACUUCUUAAGAAUGUGGUGGAAGGAGUGUGGCGGAUACCAUGGUGCAUUAUUACAGAGGUGGAAAGGAUUCAGAAAAUGAUGGGGACUUUCAAUGUGAUAAUGCAUCAUGUUUACAGGGAGGGAAACAGCUUGGCAGAUUUUUUAACUAAUAUUGCUUUUGAUUUUGCAGGUACAUCAAAGGUUAACACAUUCUCUGAGUUACCUAGUGCAGGAAGGAAGAUACUCAACAUGGAAAAAAUGCAAAUUCCUAAUUUGAGGAUCAGAAAUGCAAAGAGAAGCAGACCCAAUGGACUACAAAUAUGA
This is a messenger RNA of Lycium barbarum (goji berry), 4179 nucleotides long. RefSeq lists its product as uncharacterized. The record is from RefSeq and is a predicted model, not a curated record. The transcript has a single exon. Gene Ontology annotation, molecular function: nucleic acid binding; RNA-DNA hybrid ribonuclease activity. NCBI's taxonomy places the organism in Eukaryota, Viridiplantae, Streptophyta, Magnoliopsida, Solanales, Solanaceae. The coding region runs from base 1 to 4179 and encodes 1392 amino acids.